CAUACCGUCAAAGCCAUAGCUAUAAGUCUAUGGUCAAAGCAAAAACACAGCUGGUCGGUCUACGUCUCUGAACUUUGACGGUGCCGAUGGGAAGUCCAAAUGAUGCGGAAGUGUUACACUGUAGUUUGCGCACCGAAAUUCGCAUCGUUAUCGUCCGCCGCGUCUCGUGCAGCAUCUAAAUAUCCUGGCAUUUUUGUGAUUUGUGCCUAAUGCCCGCGACCAGUUUGUGAUACCUCGUCCCGUGUCCUCGGUGUGGUGAUAAUCCGUAAUUCCUUCUCUCCUCUCGCUUAUUUCUCGGUUUUUCUCUCCCGUUUAUCCCUAAUCGGUUUUUUUUCGUCUACUAUUUUAUGCGUUUGUGUUUACCUUCGGAACGGGACAAUCGGCAGUUUCUCUCCUCCCACACAAAGGAACCCUCAAGGCAUCUGCGCUGGCCUCUGUUCUUUGAUGAAUAUGACGAUAGAGUGAUGCUGGUCUCACCGUAGUUGAAAGCACGAAACCAGAACGUCCUCAGAGACGAACCUGCAAUCAAAGAUGGCGUCUACUAGCGGGCACAAAAGAAAUGGAUCCAGUUCCAGCAUGUUCGGUCACAAACGCACCGAAUCCGGCGGUGGCUUUAUUGGCCACAAACGUUCGGAAAGUGGCCACAAAAGAAACGAAAGCAUAUCAAGUGCUCUUGGCCAUAAACGGUCAGAAAGUGGUCACAAAAGGUCCGAAUCUGGCAGCAACUAUCACACGGGUCACAGGAGAAACGAAAGCAUGUACGCGAUGACUGGGCUCUACGCCGAAAGCACGGCUGCUGGAGAAGAUGCGGAUUUGUCACAGCCAAGCAGCAGUAGACUGACACAUGACACAGUGAUCAGGUGUCACAGUAGGAAUCCAAGUUCCGGUAUUGUUGAUCACAGAGAUUUCAUCAUCAAAUGUCACAGCAGGAAUCCCAGUGCUUCCAUGGUCGACAGGACUGAAAAAGAAAGAGCGCAGACACCACCGAUUAAUCCAGAUUCAAAGGACUGUGGAAUUUUAACAUGCAGGCCAAUUUUUAUACAAAGAUUCGCAGGGAUAAAGGUGUUCGUAUUCCUUCUGUCAUUCCUUGUUACGCUGCAGCAGGCACUUAGUUCUGGUUACAUUAAUUCUGUAAUAACAACAAUAGAGAAAAGAUUUGAGAUACCGUCAAGCCUCUCAGGUCUGAUCGCCAGUUCAUACGAAAUUGGCAAUGUAAUAACGGUGAUAUUUGUAAGCUAUUUAGGCAGCCGACGGCAUAUUCCCGUUUGGAUAGCAAUUGGCGCCGUGAUAAUGGGCAUUGGCUCAAUGAUUUUUAUGGUGCCUCAUUUCACAGCCGAACCUAACUUAGGUACAGCAUCGAAUAACUCAAGUUCAGAUAACAUAUGCCGUGGUGUAUCGCUGCGCGAACAAGACAUGGGCUUAGGCCGACUUUCUACCGGUUUAUCAUCGCCGCCUUUAGCCCCACACAAUAAUCUUCGCGGUGACAACUGCAUACAAGGGUCUCCUUCUACCGCUGGUCCGGUGAUGCUUUUCGUACUUGCGCAACUGCUUCUUGGUUGUGGUGGUUCACCUUUGUUCACUCUCGGAACAACUUACAUUGAUGAUCACGUCAGGCCGGAGAGUGCCUCUUUGUACAUCGGCUGCAUGUACAGUAUGGCAGCUUUUGGACCUGUUCUUGGAUUUCUUCUCGGUGCUUAUCUAUUGUCUUUUCACAUGGAUUCGUUCGCCGGAACUAUCAUCAGCAUAGAUCCAGGCGAUCAUAGAUGGGUUGGAAUGUGGUGGGGUGGAUUUUUACUCUGCGGUUUGCUGCUGGUAUUAGUGGCAGUGCCGUUUUUCAGUUUUCCGAAAACUUUACAACGCGAGAAAGAGAAAAUUCGGAUAAUUGAAAAGAGCAAGCCAAUAACAGCAAAGGAGAAAGAGCAGAACAAAGAACCCAUGAAGGAACAAACCUCUGACAAUACCGCUUAUGGCAAAGACGUCAAAGACAUUCCACGGAGCAUGUGGAGACUGGUGUGCAAUCCUGUUUACGUGGUGACAUGUCUUGGUGCCUGCAUGGAGCUGGUAAUAGUUUCGGGCUUCGUUGUGUUUCUGCCAAAGUAUUUGGAGACGCAAUUCAGUUUGGGAAAAAGCCAGGCCAGCAUAUUCACUGGUUCAAUCGCGAUCCCCGGUGCUUGUAUCGGCAUAUUCUUUGGUGGCUGUCUACUGAAACGUUUGGAACUGAGGCCUAAGGGUGCUGUUCAAUUCGUCCUAGUCUCAAAUAUAAUCUGCCUUGUUUGUUACGGCCUUUUGUUUUUCCUUGGCUGUGACAAUGUCAAAAUGGCCGGCACCACCAUACCCUAUUUUAACAGCACGACCAAAGGGCCUGAACCAUUUCAAGUUAAUCUUACUGCCGCCUGCAACUUUGGGUGCGAAUGCCGAAUGACUGACGUUGAACCAGUUUGUGGCAACAAUGGCUUGACUUAUUUUAGCCCCUGCCACGCGGGUUGCACGGCAUUCAGCUCAAAGUCCAACUUUACCAACUGCGCGUGCAUUCACGGUAAUCUCAGCAUGGUGCCACCAGCUGCGCCGGAAUUCGCUGAAGUUACUGUUGUUCCCGUUGCUACGGCUGGCCCAUGCACCUCGCCUUGUAGGACUAUAUUUCCGUUUCUUAUUCUAUUAUUCUUCAUGACCUUCAUUGUCGCUGUAACACAGAUGCCUUUAUUAAUGAUCGUAUUACGAUCCGUCUCUGAAGAGGAGCGGUCCUUUGCUCUUGGAAUGCAAUUUGUCAUCUUCAGAUUGUUCGGGUAUAUACCAGCACCUAUAUUGUUUGGCAAUUUGAUAGAUUCAACGUGCAUUCUGUGGAAAAGUACUUGCGGUGAAAAAGGGGGCCGCUGUUUGCUUUAUGACAUUGAACAAUUCAGAUACAGAUACGUCGGACUUUGUGCCGGUAUAAAGAUUCUGGCGUUGGCACUAUUUUUGGUCGAUUGGUGGCUAGUGAGAAGGAGAAGACACCUCGAAGAACAUCCGCCACCAUUGACAGUCAACGAAGUUGUCGGAUCGAUAAUCAGCCUAGACAAAUUGUUUGAAGAAAGACCGCAACAUUUGAACACUGCUGAUGGUGACACAACUUCACCAAGCACCGAGGGGCCAACGCCAUCUUCGAUUUCGUCACCCACCGAGCCAACAAAGUCUACAAAUCUUGAGGAAACGGAAUCAUCAAAUCACACCGAAGCGUCGAAUGACAUCAACAAUCCUCAAACAAAAGAUCCUUUUGACAUUCCUGACACAAGGCAAGCUCCGCUUGCCACAGAAGAUUUGGAGGUAGAGAUCAAGCGGCCGGACAGUACUGAAAAACUUCAUCCGAGUGUUUAAUGAGGGCUGGCAUUAGGAUAUUGAAUUUGAAUGUACAAUUCUCACACGGCGUAAGUUUGUGGAAAUUAUUCUUAUUUCUCUUCAUACGUAUGCUCUUUGAGAUGAUGAUACCAAGUAACUGUGUGUGCGUGUGUGUUUCUGUUUCUCUCUUUUUCCGUCUUUUAAUUUUUUUUUUUAUCGCGUGUAUGACUAAAUUUUUUGCAAAAAUACUGAUCUAUGAUUUUUUAGAUUUUUUUUUUGCACAAGCCUUACAGGUCUUGUUCAAAGCAGCUACAUAUCUAGUCGGGUGGUAUUGAAUUAAAUGAUGUUUAACAAGAUUAAACUUAAACAGUAGCCAUGUUAAAAAUACGUCGUUCGGUAUUUUUAACCAUCGCCAUUUCUAUUCUCAUCAGGAUUUCAAAAACCGUGUGGAAGGACCCCAACGUUAAUUUAUAUAUUGAAAAGAAAGGCGCUUGGCGGAGAGUUGCUGAAUAAUUUCUCGUGAAUUAAUGUCGCACUCCACUACAAUAUAAAUGAAUUUAUAUAAAAGAAAGAGCAAAUAAAGACUUGCACUUAUAUCACUAGAAAUAAAUUUUUCAAAUUGACGCAUGGACAAAGUUUAUAAGUUUUAUCUCCUUGAACUCUGAAAUAGAGUCGUAAAAUUGUCCAUUUUCCCGCGCAUGAAGAGAAAAAACGCCUUUUACAAAUAUUUCAAUAAACCCGUAAAAUUUCUAAGAAUUAUAAUAUUGAAAGAAAAGGUGUAACUGCCUACAUAUUUUUUUUUUUUUUUUUUUUUCCCUAUGAAUACUGAAUCUUUGCUCUAUUGAAGAUACAAUGAGCGCGCGUAAAACGUAAAUAAAAUUGAUAAUGUACAUAAAUACAUAUGUGUAUAUAUAUAUAUGUCGAACAUAUAAGAUUAUAUAUUCGAUAUAUGUACAUACAUAAAAAUUCCUGCCUUAAGAAAUAUAAGACUAGAAAAAUGAUUAAAUAAUGAAGUAAGACGUAUCUAACUCUUAUAGACACACACACGGUAUAUGCGCUAAUCCGCGUUAUUUUUACCAAUUUUCGUUCCGCUUCUGAUUUUGAAUUUUUAUGUCAAUAUACGGCAGGCAGCUGGUCAAAAUCAGUAGCUGGUCAAAAUUACAUGGAAUAUCGCAUAUACGAUAUACAUAUAUAUACACACAAGACAUUUGUUACGAGCGUUUCUUACAGGUGUUGAAAAAAUGCACCAAGGUUAUACAGUUUAUGUUUUAGUAUAUCCUUUGUGGUACCUGCACCAAACUCUCGUAAAAAAAAAAAAAAAAAAAAAAUAAAUAAAAAAAGGUCUAUAUAAUAUAAAACAUAAACGAAAUAUAUCAUUAAAUUGUAAGAAACUUGAACAGUGAUUUAUUUUUAAAAUUAUAGAAAAGUACUAUCACAGCUUUUCUCGAAGUAGAAAAAAAAAAAACAAUUAUAUAAAAGAAAUCAGUCAAUAUAGAGUAGCAAAGGAAAAAAACAAACAAAAUUCCAAAAAAAUUAUGAGGUAAGCUAUGAAAAAUUUGAAGAUGAUUUUUUGUUUUAUUUUUGUAUGAUAAAUUUAAGCACGUAAUUACAUUAUGAUCUGAUACUUUUUUAUUCUUGGGCGUUGAGAUUACUAUUCACCUUGGUCUCGUUUACCUCAAAAACAGCAAUUGUAUAACGUGGCGUAUAUUCGUAUCCUAGAUGCUUCCAAGUUGGACAUUUUUCUUAUUCAUCUGAUAUCGUUGUAUUUUAUUUUACUCACUUAUGCAGCGCAUCUGAACUUGAUCUCCGAUUAUAAAAUAUUUGUACAUUAAUUAAGAUCUUAAAUAUGCAACGUAACGGUACGAAAAUUAUUAUUGUGCUUUCUGUUUGUUUUAGUUGAAUUAAGUAAUGACAACAACGCGUAAUUGACUUAAUGCUAUUGAAUCGUCUGUACAAAUCAAAUGUGUAAUGAUAGGUGAAAAGAUAUUCGCUACCCUAGUAUGCUCAAUUGUUUAAUAAGGUACAUGUUUAAAAGUUCGUACAUGAAGUACCCGAUUUGUCUGAUGAUUUUCAGCUUAUCUUAUUGAAUCUCAGAUUAUAUAUAUGGUGUAUGAUAAACAAUUGUGACAGCAAUUUCUGUCAAUUGUUCAACUAAAAUCAGCCCCAAAGUGAUGGAUAUUUACAUAUACGUAUAUCUAUUUUUUUUUCAAAGCGAAUUACAGAAUUUGAAUGUGAAAAUUCCCUUGAAGCAUAUUGUGAUUACAAUAUCUUGACUUAUAUCUUCGGUGCGUUAGUGAAAAAAAAUCAACAGGGAAAAGUAUAAAUUAAUUCUGGUUAGAGUAAUAUACAAAAAAAGAAAGGGAAUUUUCAAGUUUAAGGAAAAAAAGCAACGGUUGGUGUCACCUUGAUUGUAUACUUGAUAUUUUUGACAAUUUGACAAUUAGAAGCAACAUAUUAUGUACAUAAAAUAUUGUAUAUCAUUUGAGAUGAAUUUUCGUUCGAUCAUUAAUUGAUUAAAACAUUAUUCAUGAAAAAAUGACGCGAAGCUGACUUAUGAUUGUAAUCGUGUCGCUUAAAACUAUACAUAUAUCAAUAUUACCGAUUACGAUACUUAAAAUACUCUUGUAAGUAUAUAUAUUAUAUUACGUAUAUAUACACACGUAGUAUAUCUAAAUUUUCAACUGAAUAUUUGUUUAAUGACACAUUCAAAUAACUACCACACACUUUUAAUAUUAUCACAAUUUCUAAAUAACACGCUACAGAAAUUUUUCAAUUACCACAUUUAAUCAUGAUUACUAACACUAUUAUUAAUGUUAUUAUUAUCAUUAUUAUUAGUAGCAUUGUGUAUGAAACUCUUAUUUUAGAAUUUAUGACAAAAUUGUCGUGUUUGAUGGCAAGCCAUAAUUUGCUAAAUCCGCUGGUAUUAUAGACAGAAUGAAGAGCAGGAUUAGCCAGAAACUGUCUAAAUCGGAAUCACCAGUAUGGAGGAAAGAGAAAAUGUAAAACUAAUGCAUCCGCUGGAACUUGACGGUGAAAAAUGUGGCUAAUUAUUCAAAAUAAUCUGCACCUGGUAAAGUAAAUAGAUGGAUUAAAUUAUGACUGUUAGUCAAAUUUUUAUUUUGCUUUUAUUUUAUUUUUUUAUCAUUAAAAUCGAGACAUCGAAAGAGCUAACAGUGUUUAAUGUACUUGACAUUGAAAUAUAUCCUAGUCGCGGAAAAAUUUCUACUGCUAGCUCCUGCAAUGAUCUUGAAAUAUUGACCCGAUUUUUAAAAUUGAAAUCGCAAACGGUGAUAGAUGGCUAUAAAAAUUAGAUUGGUGAAACUUCUUGUUAUAUUGCAACAUUCCCAUGUGAUGACAAAUGCAAAUAUUUCAUAAAUGUACGUAUAUGUUUCUAAAAUUUUGGAUUCUGACCCUUCUAAGUUCUAACUCUGCCAACUUAUGUGUUGCUCAUUUAUAGAACUGUCAGAAUUCAAGGUGGCAUGAUGUAAAACUAAAGCGCAACUAUCCAAAUGAGCAUUUCUUCCUAUUCUUAUUUGCUGCCCUAUGUUUUGCUUUCAUUCCAUUCGAAAUUACUUACUUAAAACUUGUCAAAUGAAGUAGACAUUUUUAGGGUUUGAGAUUGCAAUUUUCAAAUACUUGCAUCUGACUUCAAUCCAGGGUUAACAGAAUAUCUAAAACUCAAUCCAAUGAGUAAAUUUCAAAGAAACAACAACGAAAUUCAUAGAA
Messenger RNA from Neodiprion fabricii, 7038 nucleotides. It is a transcript of the gene Oatp30B, whose product is annotated as solute carrier organic anion transporter family member 3A1. Lineage: Eukaryota; Metazoa; Arthropoda; Insecta; Hymenoptera; Diprionidae. Gene Ontology annotation, biological process: transmembrane transport; sodium-independent organic anion transport. Gene Ontology annotation, cellular component: membrane. The record is from RefSeq and is a predicted model, not a curated record. Gene Ontology annotation, molecular function: protein binding. The transcript is spliced from 15 exons. The coding region runs from base 532 to 3351 and encodes 939 amino acids.